Macroventuria anomochaeta is the source of this 3255-nucleotide messenger RNA. RefSeq lists its product as uncharacterized. The transcript is spliced from 4 exons. The record is from RefSeq and is a predicted model, not a curated record. Lineage: Eukaryota; Fungi; Ascomycota; Dothideomycetes; Pleosporales; Didymellaceae. Gene Ontology annotation, biological process: microautophagy; vacuolar transport; polyphosphate metabolic process. Bases 461 to 3052 code for a protein of 863 amino acids. Gene Ontology annotation, cellular component: vacuolar transporter chaperone complex; fungal-type vacuole membrane.
CAAAUCGUCCAUUCGCAGCAUGCUCAUAACAAGAGGCGUGUCUGCGCCGUGCCGCUCAUUUCUUCCAAUCAAUCUCUUGCGUGCCUUCCAACGUUGGUUCCUGAAUCUACGAUAGCCGUUCGCGAUUACAUCACGCAUUUUUCGGACUCCCGAAAGAACCACCGCAUACACAUCUUGACUUCACCAUCAUCAAUCUCCAGUCGUACCAGCCGGUGAGUACCCCGCGACAUUCCGUCUUCUCUCAGCCAUCGACCGGCUCAUUGCGGUAAUUUAUCGCCUGCAGCAAUGGGACCGAAUGCGAUUGAGCCAGCCAAUUCAUAUCUCGAGAGCCGGGCGUCGUUAUCUGACGUUGGCGCUACAGCUUAUCUGCUUCAUCCGCUUGUGUAACAUAGCACAAAGACCCGCGGACCCCCUCAAUUGGAAUCUUAACACAUACAUUUGUACAUCCUUAGCCUAGGACAUGAAAUACGGCGAUACACUGCGCCAAAGGAGCAUUCCUGAAUGGGGCCAUUUCAACAUCGACUAUGAAUACCUCAAAGACCUGAUCAAGCACCAGACGACGUCUGGCACGAACAAAGCCGUAUCAAUUCCCGGCCAAGGCACAGGCAGCACCGAGAAAGCCUUCAGCGAGACAUUCCUUCGAGUCCUGCAAGCGCAGCAUGACCGCAUAAACCUAUUCGUUCGGAGCAAGAGCGGGGAGAUCGAACGGCGACUGGACCAUAUCAGCAAAAGCUUAGAACAACUACGCUCCAAACGGUCGCCUGAGGCACGUCUCCCCGCCAGGACAGUUGAGAGAUACGCAAAGAUAGAUGCAGAUGUCGCAAGGACUGCCGAGGAGAUCCGCUCACUGUCACGCUUCCUAGUCGUUCAGCGAACUGGUUUUGCCAAAAUUCUUAAGAAGUACAAGCGUUGGACGAAGGAUAGAGAGCUUCCUCGCACCUUCAAAGACGAAAUCAGUAGCCGCUCAGACAGCCUCUUCCAGCUGGAUCUAAGCUACCUUCUCGGUCAAUACAUUGAUGUUCUUGGCGCGCUCCGCUCAGUCUUUGACGGCGACAACGCAUCCACGGCUCACACUAAGGAUGUUGAUGCCCAAUUACCGGCCGCACGCAUCUCCAAGGCUCUUGAGCACGAUGAUCAGUUGGAUUUCGAUCUUGCAUUAUCCACUGUCCCAUUGGGGACUAACGGUAACAAAGCUACAUACUGGAUACAUCCCGAUCACAUAGUCGAGGUUCAGGUCUUGUUGCUCCAACAUAUGCGACUUCACACCAAGAGCACCAAAUCGACCUCGCGGAGGGCUUCUGCCAAUGCAACACCUCGCCGCCGGCAAUCCUCAGGUGCAAAUACGGAUCGCUACUUCGGCAACGAAGAUCAUGUUGGCAUUCAAGUUCUGGAUUACGCAGAAGCAUUUGCAAUUAAGCAGAACGCUAGCACGAUCGGCUCAAGCGAAGAAGACAAAGGCAAUGUCGGAAUCAAGGCGGCUGCUAACGUUCGCUUCUCUGUGGCUGCUGAGGCUGCAAUCGUUGUCUGCACAGCGACUGAUCCACAUACACAGACAGCCGGAGACAUCAGGAUUGCCAAAUUGAAGCGCAAAUUCACGGAAGUCUUCUUGGACACAUCAAAGCCACUACCUGAUAAGCAAAACGUUCGCUUUGUCGAUCGUACAGGUUCCUUCAAUGAUGGCGAGGAAGAGACCCAGACCAUCCGCCAAUGGCUGACAGAACACAAAGAGAUCACACCUAUUGCUGGUGUAGGUGCAAAGCGCACCAGGUUUGUUGGACUGCAUAACAACUCCUCGGGUGGCAUCUGGGCUACCUUGGAUCGUGAAGUGUUCAUGAAGAGUUCUCUGGUCAAGGACCUUGCGAACGACGAUUGGGCUCAGACAGCAACUUCAGGAUCCACCAAGUUCCCUCACGCUAUCCUGGAAGUCCGCCGUGAAGGCAAUCAAGCUGCGUCCUUGAUUCAGACACUUGAUCGAAGCCAUCUCGUUGAACGCGUUCGUGGUUUCUCGGUCGAGGCUCAUGUUGUAUGGACUUGUUGCAAGCCAAGCUCCAUGUCCGCACCCCACUGGAUUUCACUCCUUGACAAAGACAUUCGCAAGCUACCAGAGCCAGUAAAGAGACAUAGCCGCAAAGCUAGAGGGAGCAUGAGCGGCUCGAAUACACAGUCCUCGCCGCCAUUGACCUUGACGUCUAACACCUCGUUCGAUGGCCAGCUGAGCCCUUCAACCCUCCGCAAUGGCGAGUCUUCAGCAACCUCAGCACAGGAUUUAAUAGAUCCUCCGUCUCUGCAGGCUUUCAGAAAGAAGCAUCGCAAAUCAUACUCGGACUAUUCAACCCCGGUCGUUCGAGAGGAGCCGGAAUCGCAACGCUACUGGAACGAGUAUGACCAUCCUGAAGAUGAAGACGAAGGCUAUUAUAUUUACGUUGACCCGAAUGCAUCCGUCAAAUUCCCUGGGCAAGAGACGCUCGAAGCCUGGACGAAGAAAACAAGGAAGAUGUUCGGCAUGCGCGUUCAAGCAGAAGAGCGCUCCCUACUGUCCGCUGUGGAAGAUGGCACGACAGAUGAUGAAGAGUCCGGGAGCGAGAGCCCAUUCGGCUGGAAUCCCCGAUCGAACUACGGCACAAUCACAUCUCAGAACGGUGAUGCUCAUGUAGGCUACUUCAGUAGCCUCUUUAGAGGCAGAGUAAAUCCUCACCAUGAUGCCGAAGCCCUGCAAGAGCGCAGAUCGCUACUCAGCGAGCUACAGGCUCGCAACCGUGAGCGCGAGAGGACCAAGUUCUGCUUCUACUCUACUUGUCUGGCUGCUGCGUUUGCGAUUGACUUUAUUCUUGGGCUCAUGACGAUGACCAGUCGUAAGAAGGAGAGAGGUGCCGUUGAUGCCGGUGUCUUAUUUGGUGCAGUGUGCACACUGGUGCUGUGCAUUGUUGCUGUCAUCAGCAUGAAGACACGAAGGGAGAGGUUGGGUUGGGUUCACCAGGGCGGUGUGUUUAGCAUUGUGCUUGCGCUGCUGGGUCUGGAUGUUCUGCUGCUACUGUGGGUUUUGAGGGUCUGAAGAGAUGGAUGUUAUUGCUUGGAUGUGAGGACAAGGGGUGUUGGGUAUUGCUUCAUCUAGUUUUAUAGCGUGUUUGGCGCUCCGGAGCGAUCGUUUGAAUAUUAUUGGAUAUCCUUGGAUUUUGGGUCGGGUUUGGAUUGGGAUUGGAAUAGGGAUAGGGAUAGGGACAGGGAUAAGGCGCGGGUGCAGGCGCACAUGCGAGG